Molecule: messenger RNA, 1708 nt
Organism: Octopus bimaculoides (California two-spot octopus)
Lineage: Eukaryota; Metazoa; Mollusca; Cephalopoda; Octopoda; Octopodidae
Source: RefSeq, a predicted model, not a curated record
UUUCAGAUAAUUCGCACAACUUUCCUCGUGACUUUCAUAAAUAAGGGUAUUUUUUAAUGAACUUUUCUACAAAUGCCUUUCAGAUAGUUUACAUUACCAUAACAAUACCACAUGCUUCAAAUGACUUCUUUGCUGACAGUUACGAAAGAAUACCUACAUUACGUUUAUAUCAGAAUUUAAUGUGAAGAAAAAAAUUGGUUUGUGUCAGUAUGUGUGUGUGCACACCUACCGAUUUUGUUAAUUGUAAACUGAAAUGCUAUCUGAAAGGUAUUUGUAGAAAAUUUAAUUUAAAAUAUCUAUUUUCUGAAACGUUUAUGUAUUUGUUUUGCAAGAUUCCUAAUGUGAAAUCGUUUAUUGAAACAGAUAUGUUUUCUUUACUGGCAAAGAUAAAAACUGGUUUGAUGGUGAAUCCAGUUGAAAUAGCUGAUGAACAGAAAGAGACUGACUAUGAAGCUGAUGGAUUCCUGUUAAUUGGAGAAACAGAAGCAGAAAAAGCUAAAGCUUAUGGUAGAAUCACAAGUGUAUCUAACAUGUCACCAAUCUAUGGUCAAAAUGCUGCUGCUGUUGAAUCUAGCAAAAUGUUGAAAUCCAAUGUUGAAAAUACAAACAAAGACUGUUUUUUUGAACAUCAUACACCUUGUAAUAUAUCCCCUUUAAAUGGUAUUCCAUUCAAACUUUCACCUCAUUUAGAAAUCAUUUCAAAAUAUUCAGACUUUGAAAUUCACAGCAUUCCACAUGAAAACAUUUCUCUACAGAAAUAUCACUAUGACUUUAGUUUUGAAAAAUCUUUGCUGCGGGACUUGGACCAGAGUGGUGACAGUAUCUCAUCUACCAGUUUCCUUGAACAACAAGACCUAAUAACUUUUUGAAAUCUCAUGUACCAUAUAUAUUUUAAUUUAUCAUGAAUGUUUGAAUGUAUGUGAAUACAAACAAUAUUGCUUUUGAUUGGAUGUAACUAUAUUGACUAUUAUCUUUGAAUGUAAACUAAUACACACACACACACACACACACACACACAUAAUGUGUGUGUAUAUUUAUGUAUAUAUAUAUAUAUAAAUUAUUACGGUUUGAACGGCAAUGUUACUUUUGAAUGUAGAUAAAUUAGAAAGAGAGAAAGGCAGUGCCUACUAGCAUUUUCAUGGUUUCUGCCAGAGUGGAAGGUAGGUAGGAGAUCUACCUGAAUGCUUACAGCAGAGUGACACUCAAGUGCCAAGGGGUUGUGUUGAUUGGGCAAUGGUUGAAAGUUUAUUAUACCUGAACAAGAACAGUUCCUGUUGAUGGGUUUCCAUACAUUUUCUGUCUGCUAAAUUUCACUCACAAUGAAAGCUAUGACUGAAAACACUUGCCUAAGGAUUGAACCCAAAACUGCUGUUAUGAAGUGAAUUUCUUAACCACACAGCUAUGUAUGGGUAUGUUGCCUUUGAAUCUUUAUGUAUAAGUAGUAUUGCCUCCAAUUAUUUAUAUGUGUAGGUGUGUUACCUUUAAAUGUUUAUAAUUAGAGGUAAUUUCUAUGAAAUAAAUCAGUAUCUUCUGAACAAUAUUUAUAUUAAUGUGUGCCUGACUAAAAUAAAGCAAUAUUGUAUUUUAAUAUGAGAAACAUGUUUCUACUUUUACUUUAGAUAUUCAGAUAAAUAAAUGAAAUAAAAUAAUGCUUUAUAAAGUUCAUGUAUCUCAUAAACAUUAAAUUGUGAAGAACUGAACAUUUUAA